Colletotrichum scovillei is the source of this 1055-nucleotide messenger RNA. RefSeq names its product C-8 sterol isomerase. Gene Ontology annotation, biological process: ergosterol biosynthetic process. The record is from RefSeq and is a predicted model, not a curated record. Gene Ontology annotation, cellular component: endoplasmic reticulum. NCBI's taxonomy places the organism in Eukaryota, Fungi, Ascomycota, Sordariomycetes, Glomerellales, Glomerellaceae. The transcript is spliced from 2 exons. The coding region runs from base 195 to 848 and encodes 217 amino acids.
GGGCACUGCAGCUCAACGAAGCCCUUCUUAAACCCAUCUCGCCGGUGCUCCCGUCGCAAAACACCUUUCCCGUGUGCGCCCUCUCCGUUCUCCUCCACCGUACACAAGUCCGUCAAUUGGACCACUACAUUCCUUCCCCUUUCUUUGCACUUUGGUAACCCAAGUCUUACUCCAGACUUUUCGCGCAAAUCACAAUGCCGUCUCUCGGGCGCCUGUUUACACUGGCGCUGUGGAUCGGUCUCCUGACCCCCAUCUACAUGUUCCUCGAGAAGAACUUGGAAAAGUUCUACAUCUUUGACCACGAGCACCUACACGACCUCUCCAAGCGCGCCAUCGCCACCCAUGGAAACGAUACGCGCUCCGUCGUCAACUACAUUGUGACCGAGCUCAACGGCCUGCACCCCACCAACGUCAACCUCGACGAGGAAUGGGUUUUUAACAACGCUGGUGGUGCCAUGGGCGCCAUGUACAUCAUUCACGCCAGCAUCACCGAGUACCUCAUCGUCUUCGGCACCGCCAUCGGAACCGAGGGCCACUCGGGCCGUCACACCGCCGACGACUACUUCAACAUCCUCUACGGCACCCAGCUCGCCUACGUCCCCGGCAAGUACGAGCCCGAGGUCUACCCCCAGGGCACCGUCCACCACCUGCACCGCGGCGACGUCAAGCAGUACAAGAUGGACGAGGGCUGCUUCGCGCUCGAGUACGCCCGCGGCUGGAUCCCGCCCAUGCUCUUCUUUGGCUUCGCCGACGGCCUGUCCAGCACCCUCGACUUCCCCACCCUGUGGACGACGACCCGUAUCACCGGUCGCGAGAUGAUUUCCAACCUGCUCAAGGGCAAGUUCUAGAAAGAAGACAACGUCUAGGUAUGGGGAGGGCUUCUUGGAAGGUCUCAGUCAUGGGCGUAAAGUAGGAUGGUUCAAGAGAUGGAAAUCUUUGGACCUAGUGAUGGAGCGCGUAUAGAGUGGUUUUUUCUGCUGCUCUCUUCUUGCAUAUCCUAUUCGGCCGUUCCGAACGUUCAUAUAGACAUUUAAUAAUACCGAGCAGCAAGGCCG